Molecule: messenger RNA, 864 nt
Organism: Strongyloides ratti
Lineage: Eukaryota; Metazoa; Nematoda; Chromadorea; Rhabditida; Strongyloididae
Product: Lipase, class 3 family-containing protein
Exons: 1
Coding region: 1-864 (287 amino acids)
Biological process (GO): lipid metabolic process
Source: RefSeq, a predicted model, not a curated record
AUGAAAUUUUGUAUACUUUUUUUGGUUUAUCUUAUCACGCCAUUCACAUUAGCUACUUAUUCUGAUGGUUUAGCAAGAAAAGUUAUGCUUUCUAUGAGUAGUGCAGCAUACUCUGAUAUACCAGAAAGAUGUAUUAAAAAUGUAUUUGGACAAUCAGGAGUAUUUGGUAGACAGGUUUCUGUUACGUGUGAUAAGGUAUCUAAUGACCGUUGUUCUGGUUUUACAGCUGUUAGUCAUGAUGAUAAAGCUAUUAUAAUAUCAUUUCGUGGAAGUACUGGAUUUUUACAACUUGCACAAGAAGCUUCUGGAGAAAUAUUUAAUAAACCAAUACCAUUUUUUUCUGGUGGUGCUGUAUCUUUAUAUUUUUAUAAUGCAUUUAAUGAUGUUUGGACAAAAGGAUUAAAAGAUAGUUUUCUUGGAUUGAAAAAUAAAUAUCCUACAUAUAAAGUUUAUGUAACUGGACAUUCACUUGGAGGAGCAAUGGCAUGUAUUUGUGCAGCAACUAUUGUUAAAUCAGGUUAUAUUUCAUCAAAUAAUAUUUUACUUUACACAAUGGGUGAACCACGUGUAGGUGAUGAUGAUUUUGUUAAAGGAUUUGAUAAAUUAAAUAUUGAAGCAUAUAGAAUAAUUCAUAAACAUGAUCUCGUUCCUCAUUUACCUCCAGAUCAUUUAUUUGGAUAUAAACAUCAUAAAGAAGAGAUUUUUUAUAAUAAUGAUAUGACUUCAGGAAGUAAAUUUAAAAUAUGUUCUGGUGAUGAUUCAAAUUCAUGUUCAUCAGCUUCAGUUGAUUUAAGCAUUAAUGACCAUUUACAUUAUUUCAAUACGGAUGUAAGUGAUUACGGAUAUCAUGGAUGUUUUGCAUAA